Molecule: messenger RNA, 1645 nt
Organism: Glycine soja
Lineage: Eukaryota; Viridiplantae; Streptophyta; Magnoliopsida; Fabales; Fabaceae
Product: polygalacturonase-like
Exons: 4
Coding region: 189-1190 (333 amino acids)
Biological process (GO): carbohydrate metabolic process
Molecular function (GO): polygalacturonase activity
Source: RefSeq, a predicted model, not a curated record
UGGAACAAACUAAAAUAACCUGCACAGUGCGUUGCCCUCAAAUCCUUAGUUAUAAAUACCCUCACAAACCGUUCCAACUCCCAUCCCACACCACCUUCUUCACCACUUGCACAACUCCAUCUUCCAACUUCUCUCAUCACUACCUCGAUCAUAAUCAAUCAUCUUCAACACUAAAAAAAAUAAUAAAAAUGGCAAACCCAACACCAAAACCUAGUCCUAGUCUUAUUAUCCUUCGUGUGAUCUUAGGUUGUUGGUUGUGUUCAUCCGUGGCAUUGGGAGCCACAUACAAUGUGGUCAAUUUUGGUGCCAAAUCGGAUGGCAAAACGGACUCAACCAAGGCAUUUCUCAAUGCAUGGGCCAAAGCUUGUGCUUCGACCAACCCAGCCUCAAUUUACGUGCCACAAGGAAAGUUCUUGCUUAAAAGUGCAACCUUCAAUGGGAAAUGUAACAACAAGGGUAUUUCUAUAACAAUUGAUGGCACUUUGGUGGCUCCUUCAGAUUAUAGGGUCACCGAAAACUCCGGUAACUGGUUGGAAUUCGAGCGUGUCAACGGAGUUUCGAUUCACGGCGGGGCGCUUGACGGCCAAGGCACUGCCUUGUGGGAUUGCAAGAACUCCGGCAAAGGAAACUGCCCCAGCGGAGCCACGACAUUGGCGUUCACCAACUCCAAUAACAUUGCCAUUGGUGGGUUGACCUCAAUGAACAGUCAACUGUUUCACAUAGUGUUUAAUGGAUGCCAGAACGUGAAGCUGCAAGGAGUGAAGGUCUUGGCCGAUGGAAACAGCCCCAACACCGACGGCAUCCAUAUCCAAAUGUCAUCACACGUCGCCAUCAUCAACUCCAAAAUUCGAACAGGCGAUGAUUGCAUCUCCAUUGGUCCUGGAACCACUAACUUGUGGAUCGAAAACAUUGCUUGUGGACCAGGACAUGGAAUAAGCAUUGGAAGCUUGGGAAAGGAUUUGAAGGAAGCUGGUGUUCAAAAUGUGACAGUUAAAACGGUUACAUUCACUGGAACUCAAAAUGGUGUUAGAAUAAAGACGUGGGGGAGACCCAGCAACGGAUUUGUGAGGAACGUCCUUUUCCAAGACGCAAUCAUGGAGAAUGUUGAAAACCCCGUUAUAAUUGACCAAAACUAUUGCUCAGAUAACAAGGGUUGCCCCGGUCAGGCUUCUGGAGUCAGAGUGAUGUGACAUACCAAGACAUUCAUGGAACAUCUGCGACCCAUGUUGCUGUCAAAUUUGAUUGCAGUUCCAAGUAUCCAUGUAGUGGGAUAAAGUUAGAGGAUGUGAAGCUCACUUACAAGAACCAACCAGCCCUGGCUUCGUGCAACCAUGCUGGUGGAGCAGCAUUGGGUUCAGUUCAACCCGAGAGUUGCUUUUAGUUUUAGAGCAUAAACUAUAUGCACAAAAUAAUAAAAAAUUACCAAGCAAAGAUUCUAAAUGGUAUCACUAUGAUUGUCCCUAGAGUCAUACGACAAGAUAGGCAAAUACAAUGUAUCACUAGUUUUUUUUUUUCUUGUUUAUGGGAAGUGUAUGUAUCACCAUAUGUUGUAGUUUGAGACGUUUGUGGCCCAUUGGGCUACGGUGGAGCCUGGUCUUGCAAUUGUUAUGGACCGUAUGUGCUCCGAUUUUCUAUUACAUGAUUG